Messenger RNA from Rhagoletis zephyria (snowberry fruit fly), 2418 nucleotides. Its product is annotated as probable serine/threonine-protein kinase kinX. The record is from RefSeq and is a predicted model, not a curated record. Lineage: Eukaryota; Metazoa; Arthropoda; Insecta; Diptera; Tephritidae.
AUGGGCUCCAAAUAUUUACUUUUCGCCCUUGUGGCUUUGGUGCUUACAUCUAGCACCACCUUUGCAGCCGAUGUUGAUAAUGCUGAUAUGGAACAUCGUAUGGAGGAUUCGACUGAGUCGCCCGUUGCUGACUUAGCGGUUUUAGACUCUCAAAUGAAAACCUCAACUGAGCGGCCAACUACUGCAACUAUUAAAGCGCAAGCUGCGGCAGCUACGAAAAGUGAACAGCCACAAAAUGCGCAACCCCAUACAGUCGCCGACUUUAUCAUACACCCUCUGAUCGCUUUUAAACCGCGUUCUCCCGAAGAAGGUUUGGCUGGCAAACAAGCUGGCGAUUCAUCCUCCACAACAACGCCUUCCCCCUGGACACUAUUCGGUUUUAAUGCCGGCCAGGGUUUGGGAUCAACCGUCUCAUCAUCGGUCUCGUCAUUGGCCGGCUCUGUCAGUGGCUGGCUGACCGAUCGUAUCCAAUUGCCUGGUUUGGUGGACUCGCCCAUACGUGAUUCAAGCACGACCAGCACGACCACAACAACAACAACAACACAACGUCCAGAUAUUGUUGUACGUGUGCAGCACAAGGGUUCAACACGUCGUCCACUCAUAUCGAUCACCAACGAAAAUCGUCCACAUCGCUUCUAUAGCAAUAAUAAUAAUAAUUUAAAUGUCCAAUACGAUGAUGAACUAGACGACGAUUUGGAUGACCCACUCGAAGAAGAGGAGGAGAUUAUUAAAAAUAAGAACAAGCAAGAAGAAGAAGAAAUUCGCCCUGUACGGCGCCCACAACAGAAUCGACCACAACGUCGCCGUCGUCCCAUUGUCGAAGAUGACAUCUCCGAAGAAGAAGUAGAAGAUAACGAUGACGGUCCCCAGUCAGACGAAUUUGUUGAUGAUGAAGACGAAGAAGUUAUUGAAGAUGAUGAAGAAGAUGAAAAUGUGGAAAAUGAUGAAAACGACGAGGAAGAAGAACCCGCGGCUCAGAACGUGAAUACUCGCCACCGUCCGGUACAGUACAAUAGUAACAACCGCCCGCGUCAGCAACCGCAACGCCGUCGCCUUAUCGUGGGCAGUCAGCGCCAGCAGCCCGGUAGCGUUAUUCGGCGUAUACCAAAACCCAUCGAAAGUGAAGACGACGAAGACGAUGGUGCCGAUGAGCACUUGUAUUACAGCAGCCGCCCCUCUACAAAACGCUCUCAGAAUGAUGCCACCCUUUUUCGGCGUGGACAGGAAAACGUAAUUAAACAGAUACGUCAAUUAACGGGCGGCCAUACACCCGCUGAGAUUGGCGCACUAUUAAGCACAUCUCCGGCGCAGACGGGCAGUAAACAGAAUCGACGACGUGCGACACUUUUUGUUAAUCGCAAUGGGCAAACCUACUACUUGGCGCCUGAACUUCUAAACAACGAACUUCCACAAGCGCAUCAACUCAAGCAAGGAGCCACAAAGUUUCCACAACCCCCCUUGACGGUGCCGCUCAAGCGUAAGAAUGCUCCUACCCAGUAUAUCACAAUCCCUUGGUCACAAUUAGGUAUCACACAACCUAAUAACCUUCAUUCUGUUGUCGAAGGUGUGCAGAGUCAGCCACUAAUCUUAAAUAUUCCAGCCAGCGCCAUUCAAGCUAUGCAGAACCAAAGCUCAAAACGUAAGAAGCAACCCGCCAUCACUUCUGAAGCUGUGCCGCUUUUGGCCGAGGCUUCGAUUAUGGACGUCUUUAAGCCACCGAAAAUUCCACACGAUCGCCACUCCAUGGACGCGUCAGUUCAGAAACCCUCCACCGGAGGCAUGCCUGUAAUUAUUGCAUCAAAGAAGAAGAAAAAUAAGCCAGCUAGCAGCAGCAAUGCAGCCAUAACUGCUACGAACCUACCACAGCGCAUACGCCCAGGAACGGUUGUCGAAAAAUCGCCUGCCACCGCAGACGCGCCGACAGAAGCUGCUGAAGAAAUGUCCGCCCAAGAAACGGUACAUAAUGUGGACAACGAAUACAUCCUUGUGGGGGAAGAUAAUGAGCCCAGUCUGACGCAGCAGGUGCAGCCUGUAUAUGGUGAGGCGCGUUAUGUCUACGGUGCAAAUGGCUCACCCUACUUUGAGGUGCUGAAAAAUGGGCGAGUUGCACAACUGCGUAGAAGCGGACGUGAGCUCGAGGUGCCAACAGCUGGUGAGCCGAACUUAGACCAGUUGCAGCCGGCGAGUGGCGAACAAUUCAUAGCUGUAAAAGUUAUCAGCGAGCCAGAAGAGUCGGCGCCUGUAAAGGACUUGCAGGUCGCAGUGGAAGCGCAACCACAAAUAAUUGAAACAAAAGUGGGACAGGCAGAAGCAGUGCAAACAGAAGUAGAACAGAAGGCGUUAGAAGGCGCUGAUGUGCCGGUAAAGGUGCCGGUGGAGGAUAAUAAGACCGGCGAAGGGGCGGUGGCGACUGCGUAA